AUGGAGCCCCACCUGCUCGGGCUGCUCCUCGGCCUCCUGCUCUGUGGCACCAGGGUCCUCGCCGGCUACCCAAUUUGGUGGUCCCUGGCCCUGGGCCAGCAGUACACAUCCCUGGGCUCACAGCCCCUGCUCUGCGGCUCCAUCCCAGGCCUGGUCCCCAAGCAACUGCGCUUCUGCCGCAAUUACAUCGAAAUCAUGCCCAGCGUGGCCGAGGGCGUGAAGCUGGGCAUCCAGGAGUGCCAGCACCAGUUCCGGGGCCGCCGCUGGAACUGCACCACCAUCGACGACAGCCUGGCCAUCUUCGGGCCCGUCCUCGACAAAGCCACCCGCGAAUCGGCCUUCGUGCACGCCAUCGCCUCAGCCGGCGUGGCCUUCGCCGUCACACGCUCCUGUGCCGAGGGCACCUCCACCAUCUGUGGCUGCGACUCGCAUCAUAAAGGGCCGCCCGGCGAGGGCUGGAAGUGGGGCGGCUGCAGCGAGGACGCCGACUUCGGGGUGCUUGUGUCCCGGGAGUUCGCGGACGCACGUGAGAACAGGCCGGAUGCGCGCUCGGCCAUGAACAAGCACAACAACGAAGCUGGCCGCACGACCAUCCUGGACCACAUGCACCUCAAGUGCAAGUGCCACGGGCUGUCGGGCAGCUGCGAGGUCAAGACCUGCUGGUGGGCCCAGCCCGACUUCCGCGCCAUCGGGGACUUCCUCAAGGACAAGUACGACAGCGCCUCGGAGAUGGUGGUGGAGAAGCACCGGGAGUCCCGUGGCUGGGUGGAGACCCUCCGCGCCAAGUACGCGCUCUUCAAGCCGCCCACUGAGAGGGACCUGGUCUACUACGAGAACUCCCCCAACUUUUGCGAGCCCAACCCCGAGACGGGCUCCUUCGGCACCAGGGACCGGACUUGCAACGUCACCUCCCACGGCAUCGAUGGCUGCGACCUGCUCUGCUGCGGCCGCGGCCACAACACAAGGACGGAGAAGCGGAAGGAGAAAUGCCACUGCAUCUUCCACUGGUGCUGCUACGUGAGCUGCCAGGAGUGUAUCCGCAUCUACGAUGUGCACACCUGCAAGUAGGGAGCCAGGGCACUGGGAACGGGUGAAGUGUGUGGCUGGGCAGAUUCACCGAAGUCCUAUGGGAAGCGGGACCCAGAGCCGGGCUCAG
This is a messenger RNA of Balaenoptera musculus (blue whale), 1156 nucleotides long. It is a transcript of the gene WNT3, whose product is annotated as Wnt family member 3. NCBI's taxonomy places the organism in Eukaryota, Metazoa, Chordata, Mammalia, Artiodactyla, Balaenopteridae. Bases 1 to 1068 code for a protein of 355 amino acids. The transcript has 5 exons. Gene Ontology annotation, cellular component: extracellular region. Gene Ontology annotation, molecular function: cytokine activity; frizzled binding. Gene Ontology annotation, biological process: canonical Wnt signaling pathway; multicellular organism development; cell fate commitment. The record is from RefSeq and is a predicted model, not a curated record.